UGACAAAGGCCAUCGUCUCUUUUCUUCUCUCCCAUUGAAGCCCGUGUUCUUUCCCUCGUCUUCGCCCACCGACGGACCGACAACAUGGCGCAGCAGUUCGUGCAGACCAAAAUCAAAGGGGACAAAGUGGUGCUGUUCAUUAAGCCCACGUGCUCCUACUGCAUCAUGGCCAAAGAGGUGCUGGCCAAAUACAAGUUCAAGCCGGGGCGUCUGGAGUGCAUUGACAUCAGCGGACACGGUGACAUGGACAAAAUGCAGGACUACUUCCUGGAGCUCACCGGAGAGCGCACGGUCCCGCGGGUGUUCAUCGGCGAGGAGUGCGUCGGAGGGGGCAGUGAUGUGGCGGCGCUGCACAAGAGCGGAAAACUGGAGGGCAUGCUGCAGUCUAUCGGAGCCCUGCAGUGACCUGCUCCCCCAACCCUCCAGGCGUUUGGCUUCCACGCGGGGUCACAUGACUAUGCAGCGGGACUUGCGUAGUUUGCGUCGCCGCUGCUGGUACUCACUGAGCUCCUGCAGGUAGCCUCUGGACGGCCAGCGCAGCCUCUCCACCUGCUCUCGCUCCUCCUCUGGAACACACAAAUCCAAAAAGAAAAAAGAAAAAAACACAUCAUUCAUGUUCUGCAAAGACAACUGCGGAAAACCAUCACAGCAAGAUUUACUGCACACACUCACGAAUACACACACACACACACACAGAGUAAUAACUCCCUGGAUCGUUGCCAUGAACACCGCCGUCGAGACCGAAACGUCUGACGAAAAUUUUGUUUACACGGACAAGCCACAGAAGACCAACGGUGAUCCAUCACGUGCUGUCUCCUUAUUCUGACCUUUGACUUCACUCGUGCCCUUCAGUACCCGUCCAAUGGCCUUAAAUACGUUUUGUGUCUAUGAAAUAAUGAUGACAAUAAAAAGUGCUACUGCUACAAACCAGA
Scophthalmus maximus (turbot) is the source of this 932-nucleotide messenger RNA. RefSeq names its product glutaredoxin (thioltransferase) (gene glrx). The transcript is spliced from 3 exons. The record is from RefSeq and is a predicted model, not a curated record. Bases 85 to 405 code for a protein of 106 amino acids. Lineage: Eukaryota; Metazoa; Chordata; Actinopteri; Pleuronectiformes; Scophthalmidae.